AUGUCAAUGAUUGAAGAGAUUGACCCCCGUUUUAAAGCAUACUUAUACGAUAUUGGCUAUCAUAGAUGGUCUCAAGUACAUGCUAUGGUGAACAGAACUUGGACAAUGAUAUCAAACAUUGCAGAGUCGUCGAAUGCUGUAACAAAAUAUGCAAGAGAACUGCCGAUAGUAGAACUAUUAGAUAUGAGGACCCUUCUUGAACGUUGGAUGAAGGAAAAGUUAUUGAAAGCAAAGGGUACAUUCACAUACCUUGGGUUCAAAUUCAACAAAGAGUUGGAUGACAACAGAACAUUGUCGCAUAAGCUUAGAGUAAGGACUUCAACAGACUACAUCCAUACAGUACUAGAUGGUGUGAGUCACUAUAUUAUUUGUCAUGAAAACAAGAGAUGUAGUUGUGGGCAAUUCCAGCUUGAUGAACUUCCUUGUCCACAUGCUUUGGCUGCUUUAAGACACAGGGAUGAGUCUUUGAACAAUAUUUUUCUCCUUAUUACACAAGGGAGAACCUCUUGCGUACUAAUGAAAUACCAGUAA
This is a messenger RNA of Nicotiana tabacum (common tobacco), 531 nucleotides long. RefSeq lists its product as uncharacterized. The record is from RefSeq and is a predicted model, not a curated record. NCBI's taxonomy places the organism in Eukaryota, Viridiplantae, Streptophyta, Magnoliopsida, Solanales, Solanaceae. Gene Ontology annotation, molecular function: zinc ion binding.